Messenger RNA from Musa acuminata AAA Group (dessert banana), 1052 nucleotides. Its product is annotated as signaling peptide TAXIMIN 1-like. The coding region runs from base 224 to 448 and encodes 74 amino acids. The record is from RefSeq and is a predicted model, not a curated record. Lineage: Eukaryota; Viridiplantae; Streptophyta; Magnoliopsida; Zingiberales; Musaceae. The transcript is spliced from 2 exons.
CCUUCCUCUCUCCCUCGUCGUCCGCUCGUUGCGGCUUUUCCUUCUUCCCACUCGCCACUGUCUUCUCCCUCCCACUUCCUCGUUUCGCCCCCAUCGCCAAUUCCCAACCCCCCUCCGAUCUUUCCUGGUAAUCGAACGAACAGGAGAUCAUUCGUUUCGUGGUGGGAGUUAGAAGUAGAAAGGAGUAGGAAUAGAAGGGCGGGAGAGAGGAGGAAGAAGCAAGAUGUGCUGCGAGUGCCGACCGCUCGGGUGGCUGCUGGGCCUUCCCUUCGCUUUGCUCUCCCUUCUCGUCUCCAUCGUCGGCGCCGCCAUCUGGAUCGUCGGGCUGCCGGUAUCGUGCAUCUGCCCGUGCUGCCUGUGCGUGACGAUCCUGGUGGAGUUCGCCGUCGAGCUCAUCAAGGCGCCGCUCCACGUCAUGAGGUGGUUCGCCUCGCAGAUCCCCUGUUAGCCCCUCAUCCUCUUUAACCACCCAUAUUCCGAGGGAUUUCGCUCGGUACUCGAACGUCAUCUCACCAUUUCCGCUUCACAUUUGGUUUCUUAGUUUAUGCGGUGAUUCUUAUCUUCCAUCGUUGUGCAUCCACUGCCGAUUCAUACUGUUUGGAUGGUAGUUUUGGAUUCCGGAUGAUGUUAUGGAUCAGAUGGAUGAAAAGAUGGGAGGGUGGCGUUGGGAGUCUAGGAAGCAUGCAGUGUUUGUUGCCCAUGAUGUCCAUGGAUCGUAUCGAGGAACAAUCCAUGCAUUUCCAUCACAACCCAACUAGCGUCGGACUUCCAUCUCUCAUAUUUCAAAUCAUCACUUAAUAUCUCAGUCAAGUAUCCCGGUCUUAAAGCAUGUUAUGGUGAAAUAUUAAUAUUAGAUGGUUCGUUCGUUCGUUCGUGGGUUAAUGAAAUUUAUAUUGUUUAGGAGGAAUGAAGUAUGAAAGAAAUAUUCUGAUUUAGAGACGCUCUCUUGAAUACAAAUUCUAAAAAAAAUAAUAAUAAUAAUAUUUGAAUUUCCAUUUAGAGAAAGCUACAGAGACGACACAAUGCGUGACCAAAACCUCAGUUAACGUAAU